This is a messenger RNA of Trachymyrmex cornetzi, 1140 nucleotides long. Its product is annotated as mpv17-like protein. Lineage: Eukaryota; Metazoa; Arthropoda; Insecta; Hymenoptera; Formicidae. Gene Ontology annotation, cellular component: cytoplasm; membrane; mitochondrion. The transcript has 5 exons. Bases 369 to 1004 code for a protein of 211 amino acids. The record is from RefSeq and is a predicted model, not a curated record.
GUGUUCCGUCAACGUAGGGGGUGGGGGCAUUUGCAGUCAGUCUGAUCAGUCGUCCAAGUCAUGUCAUAGCGAGAAUCACGCGAGAUCUCCAGAUGCAACGGUCCAUCAAGUUCGGCGACGCAUACGCACGCAGCCUGUCAAAAUCGAACGCAGCGUUCUCCAAGGAGCGUCGCACCAUUCGGUACCUCUACGUCCGUUCCCCUGUGACGCCACGGAAGGUAACUGAUUAUAGCACGACCCCAUGCCUCAUGGGACGACAAUUAUGACCCACGCUAUAGAUGAACUGAUGAUUUCGAUCAAACUCCGAUUAAAUUGAUCUACGAUUAAUUUAUCAAGUAAUUCAACGAACUUACGCCUAAGCACCGAAAAUGAGGAUCAUAUUCGUAAAAUUCCGUGAGAUCUCGCAGAAGUAUCCUAUUGUUCGAGGCAUGGCGUCCUACUCGAUUAUAUGGCCAGCUGGAAAUUUUUUGCAACAGAAGAUAAUGGGCAAAGAAGAAUUUAAUUACAUGGAAGCUGUGCGAUUCAGUCUAUAUGGUGGUCUUUAUGUAGCGCCUACACUAUACUGCUGGCUGAAAUGCGCAUCUCACUUCUGGCCAAAAGCGGAUUUAAAAUCUGCAAUCACUAAGGCUUUGAUUGAACAAGUUACAUACGGUCCUGCAGCUAUGUGUUCCUUCUUCUUUGGCAUGAGUCUUCUUGAAUUAAAGCCAGUUUCGGAAUGCAUUGACGAGGUCAAAAUUAAAUUUUGGCCAACAUACAAGAUUGCUAUUUGCGUAUGGCCAAUUCUUCAAACCGUCAAUUUCAUCCUAAUUCCAGAGCGAAAUCGUGUAGUAUACGUCAGUAUAUGCAGUUUGAUCUGGACGUGUUUCCUUGCAUAUAUGAAAUCUCUUGAAGCCAAGCAAAAGGAGCCGAUUAAUAUUACCAAUGUUAAUCCCAAGAUAAUAUCAGAAAGUAAAGCGCAAACCAACGAAAGAGCCAAUCAUAUGCAAAUUCCUCUACUACGAUAAAAAUUUUAGGAAACUGACAUGCCGUUAGAUUAAUUUAUUUGUACAUACUUGCGCAAUUGGAAGCAAUAUUUAUACCUUAUGAUGCAAUUCACAUAAUAUGAUUAUCUGUGAUAUUCACAGUACAAAACUAUUACCU